AUGGCCUGUCCGACUCCCACAGAUGACGACGCUCUCCCUUGCAAGGAACUCGGGUCCAAGGUAAAACCGGUCUUAAUUUGUCCACAAGCCUUAACGGACUUACUGAUGAAGAAAGAGAUCAUCCAGACUGAGCCAAGUGAAAGGCCUGGACCGAACUCUUUCAAAACCCCAACUUAUGACAUCACCAACGAUAUGCGACAAGCUUCACUUGUCAUCGCCGACGGCCUAACCCAAGAAUUCAACAAAGUGGUAAAGAACCGAAGAAAUGUUUUCAAUGCCGCAAAAAACACUGACUUUCGCGACAUAGGUAAAAAACUUGGGAGCUUUUCAUCUUUUCUGGAUGCUCUGGGUCCAAUGCUAGGUAUUUUUGGCGGCAUUACGUCCAUCAUUACAACCUUCCUCACGCCCAACCCUUUUGAUGAAAUGGUCAAGUAUUUGGCAAAGGAGUUUGAUGAAGUCAAUCGACGCCUUACAUACAUAGAAACUGACAUUCAAGACUUGAAAAAAGUCGUUCAGAGCGAAAAUAAUAUUGUUGCAAUGGCGUCUCAAAUGAAAGCCAUAAGAUAUUCCCUUCGUGCAUAUGAGCCAAUGGUAAAGAGUCUGUCCAAUGCCCCCGUGUGUGGAUCAAAAAAUCUACUCAAGCGACCUGAGGUUCGUGCAUUUAUGAAGCAAUACACGAAGGAUAAUGUGGAAAACAGUCUCAAGGACCUGUAUGGAGUGGAUUUUGGCGAGGUACUGGAAGCCUCAUCACUGAUGAAGUCGUUCAUGCGUGCUUACUGUGGUAAAAACCCUGCUAAAGUUGAACGCUUUAUGACUGAGAUAUCGAACUACGCCUACGCUGGCUCCAUGGUCCACUUUGCAUUCAGGGCUCUUGAGUGCCGAAAGCCAAAAAGGAAAAGGCCCAUUUACUGUAAGAACGAAGAGGAGGA
Porites lobata is the source of this 929-nucleotide messenger RNA. The record is from the annotation of a GenBank genome assembly. Lineage: Eukaryota; Metazoa; Cnidaria; Anthozoa; Scleractinia; Poritidae.